GCUGCCCCCAGCUGGCAUAGACCCUCCCCUAAGGGUAGAGGAUGGCUCACGGCCCUGGGCACUCUGGUGUGGGGCAAAGUGAGAACAGAGGUGCAGGUGGAUCCAGUGACAGACGCGACCAUGGCCCUGAGGGGACCCUGCCCUUUGCUAUUCCUGACCCUCAUCCUGCUGGUAACCUGCCUGGCCCAGAUCAUCAGACCACCCGACAGCUACCAAAACUUUGUGAGUGAACACGUUGAUUUCCCCAAGACCCGACCCCCCAAGGGCCAGAGCUACUGCGAUCACAUCAUGCGGCUCAUGAGCCAGAACAUGGCUGCCUGCAAACUCACCCACACCUUCAUCCACGCCCCCGCCAGCCAGCUCCGGACCAUCUGCACUACCAGAGGGAGAUGCAACCUAUACAAUGAAUGUGACAGCAACGCAGCCUACGCCGUCACCACCUGCUGGCUGAACAAACCCCCCAGCCCACCAAGCUGUGUCUACAGGGGAGUACCCCAGACCCGCAGGAUCCGCGUGGCCUGUAUCUGGGGGCUGCCCGUGCGCUUCCUCAGAGUCGUGUAGAACCCAGGUGCUGGCCAUGGGCUGGGCGGUGGGGGCUCCCCCUUUUUCUCCUGUCAUUGGGGGCUCUCCUGCCCCAUCCCUGCCCCUCCGCGACAGCACCUGCCAUGCGUCUCCACAGGGACAUUCAGCAUCUCCCCUUAUCCCACAGGCCGGCAGCUUGGGGCCUUCCGGGGUGGGGUGGGGGGUUCCCAUAUUGUGUGCCCAUCUGCAUGAUUGAAAAUCCGGGCACCCAGCCCCCUUGGCUGGCACUGAAACCCUCAGCCUGAGCCCAGCACCCACCUCGCUGGAUGCCCAUUACACAAUACAGCUGCCCCUCCUACCCCGCAUCCAUUCGGUAUUGGGGGCAGGUUGUGGGGAGAAGAUUGUCCCAGGCGGGGCCCUGGAAGCUGUCACUGAGUUUGUUUCCUUGCUGCUUCUUGCAAUAAAACGCUU
Mauremys reevesii (Reeves's turtle) is the source of this 993-nucleotide messenger RNA. RefSeq names its product ribonuclease-like. The transcript has 2 exons. The record is from RefSeq and is a predicted model, not a curated record. NCBI's taxonomy places the organism in Eukaryota, Metazoa, Chordata, Testudines, Geoemydidae. The coding region runs from base 121 to 561 and encodes 146 amino acids. Gene Ontology annotation, molecular function: nucleic acid binding.